Molecule: messenger RNA, 951 nt
Organism: Leishmania mexicana MHOM/GT/2001/U1103
Lineage: Eukaryota; Euglenozoa; Kinetoplastea; Trypanosomatida; Trypanosomatidae
Exons: 1
Coding region: 1-951 (316 amino acids)
Source: RefSeq, a predicted model, not a curated record
AUGGACGCUAUCAAGACGUACACGUACAAGUCCGGGGCCGUCUACGAGGGCACCUUCGACGGCAACAUGCGCUCCGGCCGCGGUCACUGGACUCAUCCGCAGGGAGAGAGAUACGAGGGUGAGUACAAGGACAACAAGCAGAACGGCCUCGGCGUCUACAUCUUCUCCGAGACGGGCAAGAAAUACCUCGGCAACUGGGAGGCUGGGCAGAUGAACGGUGAGGGGCUGUACUUCUUCAACCUCGACUGCACCGCUUACUACUUCGGAAACUACACCAAGGACAAGAAGGAUGGCGAUGGCCAUUACAUGUACGAGACUGGCGUUAUGACGACGCAGAAGUGGAACAUGGGCGCGCUGCUGAAGGAGGAGGAGACGCCGCCGUCCGAGAUCGUGGAGUGUGCGGUGAAGAUAAAGGAGCUGAUGGACGCUGUGCGCGCGGUGGCGCCAAAGGAGUUGGGCGAUAUGCCGCCACCGUCGGAGGUGCGCACGUUUCAAUUCCCGUCCGGCGCCACGUACACGGGUCAGUAUUUUGGCACCAAAAAGCAUGGCCGUGGCUACUGGCUGCACCCGGAGGGCGACAGCUACGAGGGUCAGUUCGAUAACAACCACCACAGCGGCUGGGGUGUCUAUGUGAUUGGCCGCAGCGGCAAGAAAUACGUGGGCCACUGGCGUAACGGCAAGAUGAAUGGUAUCGGCGUAUACUUCUUCAACCCGCAGGAGACAGAGUACUACGUAGGCCUGUACCGCGACGACGUGAAGAACGGCCGUGGCAUGUACCACUUCGCGGAGAGCGGCGCUAGCAUGGUUCAGAUGUGGGAAAACGGCGUGCUGCGACAGGAGAUGGAGGCCGACAAGGCCACUGAGAAGGCGUACGAGGCGGCUAUUCGAAGGAUCGUAGAAGUAGUGAAGCCCUACGCGCCCAACUACGAGCCGGUGACAUUCGGGUUCUGA